This is a messenger RNA of Sorex fumeus (smoky shrew), 2106 nucleotides long. RefSeq names its product SIM bHLH transcription factor 2 (gene SIM2). Gene Ontology annotation, molecular function: RNA polymerase II transcription regulatory region sequence-specific DNA binding; protein dimerization activity; DNA-binding transcription factor activity, RNA polymerase II-specific. The record is from RefSeq and is a predicted model, not a curated record. Gene Ontology annotation, biological process: regulation of transcription by RNA polymerase II. NCBI's taxonomy places the organism in Eukaryota, Metazoa, Chordata, Mammalia, Eulipotyphla, Soricidae.
AUGAAGGAGAAGUCCAAGAAUGCGGCCAAGACCAGGAGGGAGAAGGAAAAUGGCGAGUUCUACGAGCUGGCCAAGCUGCUCCCGCUGCCCUCUGCCAUCACCUCGCAGCUGGACAAGGCGUCCAUCAUCCGGCUCACCACCAGCUACCUGAAGAUGCGCGCCGUGUUCCCCGAAGGUUUAGGAGACGCGUGGGGACAGCCGAGCCGCGCCGGGCCCCUGGACAACGUGGCCAAAGAGCUGGGAUCGCAUUUGCUGCAGACUUUGGACGGGUUUGUUUUCGUGGUCGCAUCCGAUGGCAAAAUCAUGUACAUAUCAGAAACAGCGUCUGUCCAUUUAGGCUUGUCCCAGGUGGAACUGACCGGCAACAGUAUUUAUGAGUACAUCCACCCUUCGGACCACGACGAGAUGACGGCAGUCCUGGCCGCCCACCAGCCGCUGCACCAUCACCUACUCCAAGAGUAUGAGAUGGAGCGCUCCUUCUUCCUGCGGAUGAAGUGCGUGCUGGCCAAGAGGAACGCGGGUCUGACCUGCAGCGGAUAUAAGGUCAUCCACUGCAGCGGCUACCUGAAGAUCAGGCAGUACGUGCUGGACAUGUCCCUGUACGACUCCUGCUACCAGAUUGUGGGGCUGGUGGCCGUGGGCCAGUCGCUGCCACCCAGCGCCAUCACGGAGAUCAAGCUGCACAGUAACAUGUUCAUGUUCAGGGCCAGCCUGGACCUGAAGCUCAUCUUCCUGGACUCCAGGGUGACCGAGCUCACUGGGUACGAGCCACAGGACCUGAUCGAGAAGACCCUCUACCACCACGUGCACGGCUGUGAUGUAUUCCAUUUGCGCUACGCACACCACCUGCUGCUGGUGAAGGGCCAGGUGACCACCAAGUACUACCGGUUGCUGUCCAAGCUGGGCGGCUGGGUGUGGGUGCAGAGCUGCGCCACCGUCGUGCACAACAGCCGCUCGUCCCGGCCGCACUGCAUCGUGAGUGUCAAUUAUGUGCUCACUGACGUGGAGUACAAGGAGCUGCGGCUGUCCCUGGACCAGGUGUCCCACGGGCCAACCGUGGACACCAGGUCCAGGGACAGCCGCAGACUCCCUUGCUACUCCACGACACUCGGGAGAGGCGAGCGAAAGGUCCAGCACGACCCUUAACCUAUCUCCCUUGCAUGGCCACAGCCAUACAGCUCGUUCCAGAUGGACAGAAUGGAAAGCAGCCAGCUGGGGAACUGGAGAAGCAGCCCCCCGGCGCCCAUGUCUGCGCCCCCAGAGCAGCAGCUCCACGCGGAUGGCAGUGAGCUGGUGUACGCGCCCUCCUACAGCCUGCCCUUCUCCUACCAUUACGGACACUUCCCCCUGGACGCACCCGUCUUCAGCAGCAAGAAGCCCAUGCUGCCCGCCAAGUUCGGGCCCCCCGCGGGCACGCCCUGCGAGAUGGCACGCUUCUUCCUGAGCACACUGCCAGCCAGCGGCGAGUGCCAGUGGCACUAUGCCAACCCCCUCGUGCCCAGUAGCCCGUCUCCAGCUAAAAACCUCUCAGAGCCACCAGUGACCCCUGCUCGGCACGGUCUGGUGCCCAGCUACGAAGCGCCCGUGGCCGCCGCGCGCAGGUUCGCCGAGGACGCCGCGCCGCCGCCGCCGCCGCCGCCGCCGCCUUCUUCCAGCUUCCCGAGCUGCGGCCACUACCGCGAGGACGCGGGGCUGGGCCCGGGCAAGGGGGUCCGGCACGUGGCGCGGGAUGGGCCGCGGCUGGCGCUGGCCCGCGGGACGCCCGAGUGCUGCGCGCCGCCGCCGCCGCCGCCGCCGCCGCCGCCGCCGCCCCCCGAACCCCCGGGCGCGCCCCCGCCGCAGCUGCCCUUCGUGCUGCUCAACUACCACCGCGUGCUGGCCCGUCGCGGGCCGCUGGGGGGCGCUGCGCCCGCCGCCGCCGCUCACCUGGCGGGCGGCCCCGGCGGCCCAGACGCGGCGGCGGCGAGCGGCGCGCUGCGGACCCGGCCCCCCGGCCCCGCCGCCGCCGCCGCCGCCGCCGCCGCCGCCGCCGCCGCCGCCUCCCCGCCCGGUGCACCCCUGCCGCACUACCUGGGCGCCUCGGUCAUCAUCACCAACGGGAGGUGA